Messenger RNA from Phanerochaete carnosa HHB-10118-sp, 798 nucleotides. RefSeq lists its product as uncharacterized. The coding region runs from base 1 to 798 and encodes 265 amino acids. The transcript has 2 exons. The record is from RefSeq and is a predicted model, not a curated record. Lineage: Eukaryota; Fungi; Basidiomycota; Agaricomycetes; Polyporales; Phanerochaetaceae.
AUGCGAAACAGUAGUUUGGGAUAUGGCCAGUAUGCCCUUGUGGAAUCUUCAAGCAGGAAUGUGUUUAGAGCCAAUUCGGCCUUGAAGCAAGCUUGGGAGCUGUCUCAGAAACACACAUUCCCAGAAGGCCUGUCUACUCGUGAUCGUGCGGUGAUCAUACUCAAGGAAUUGUUGCAUCCCCGCACGCAAUGCUAUGGCGAAGCUCCUCCCAAUGUCUACGCCGCCAUUAUUUAUCAAUCAAACACUGAUAUUGAAAUCCAGAACGCGCUAACAGGGUUGUCACUGAAUGCCUUUGCGACGGCUAUGAAAAUGGUGGCGACUUCCGACUUGGGAUCGCACACCAGUACCACGGAUUGUUCAUACGUGCUAGUAUCAUUUGCUGUUCACUCCAACCCAUCGCCCAGUACUAACGAUCUCUUCAGCGUCUUCAAGGGAAACCAUCAAGCAUUACUGACUGGAGCCUGGAUUUUCGAGGGCCUCAUUCACAGCAUUCUAUGCGGCCAGAGCUCCUCCAUCAACCUUUGCGGUCCUCUGCUCACCAUGAAGAAGAAGGAAAGUGACACAGCUCCCAGAUUCAUCACUCAACAGAAUGAUGACGCAAAUGUGACCCGGCACCUGCCUCUUUGUUGCAGGUCAUUCACGAUUGUCAAUCUUCACGAAGUCACGUUUGCGUACACGCUUGCGCGCAACAUCAAGGACCAGUUCUGUGUACUUGGGAUUGUGAACAACCUGCUCUUUGGCUCAUUUUUUGUAGAGCUGAAGGUGGAUUUGGCCAGGGCCGUUGUGUGGAUUUUCUGA